AGCCCGGCCGGGAGCCGAUCAUCCGGACGGGCCCGAUCCGGGGAGCCGAGUAGCCAAGGCGGGGCGGCUCGUGGCCCCCGGCCAUGGACCCCGACGAGCCCGACGAGGCGCUGGCGGAGCUGCGGCGGGGGCGACGCCUGGGCGGCGCGGGGCUCCUGCAGCUGGCAGCUGGCACCGGCCUGGCCGCCUAUGCCGUCUGGGCCGGCCUCCUCAUGCCCGGCUUCCGCCGGGUGCCCCUGAGACUCCAGGUGCCCUACGCCCCGGCCGGGGCCCGGCAGGUGGACAACGUGCUGACUCUGCUGCGCGGCCGCUCCGGGAAGGUGGUGGACUUGGGCUCCGGCGACGGCAGGAUCGUCCUGGAGGCGUCCAGACGCGGCUUCCACCCGGCCGUGGGCUACGAGCUGAACCCCUGGCUCCUGCGGCUGGCCCGGUUCCACGCCUGGAGGGCCCGGCGCCGGGCCCCGGCCGUCGCCUUCCACCGGGAGGAUCUCUGGCGGGCGAACCUGUCGGACUGCACCAACGUCACGGUUUUCCUGGCGCCCAGCGUGCUGCCCCUUCUGGAGGCCAAACUUCUGGCGGAGCUGCCGGACCGGGCGCGGGUGGUGGCCGGCCGCUUCCCCCUGCCCACCUGGGCGCCGUCGGCCGUGGCCGGAGAGGGCGCGGACCGCGCCUGGGCCUACGACCUGCACCGCGUCCGCCGGCUCCGGGACCCGCGCUCCGCCCAGGCGCCGCGGCCUCUCUGUGAGGAGGGCGAAACGUGUGGGCCCUGACUUCGAAGAGGAGGGACCGGCUGCCCGGCCGGAG
Tachyglossus aculeatus (Australian echidna) is the source of this 804-nucleotide messenger RNA. It is a transcript of the gene ANTKMT, whose product is annotated as adenine nucleotide translocase lysine methyltransferase. Gene Ontology annotation, molecular function: protein-lysine N-methyltransferase activity. The coding region runs from base 84 to 770 and encodes 228 amino acids. NCBI's taxonomy places the organism in Eukaryota, Metazoa, Chordata, Mammalia, Monotremata, Tachyglossidae. The record is from RefSeq and is a predicted model, not a curated record. The transcript is spliced from 5 exons. Gene Ontology annotation, biological process: positive regulation of proton-transporting ATP synthase activity, rotational mechanism; regulation of mitochondrial ATP synthesis coupled proton transport; peptidyl-lysine trimethylation. Gene Ontology annotation, cellular component: mitochondrion.